This is a messenger RNA of Ostreococcus tauri, 1851 nucleotides long. Its product is annotated as Acyl-CoA N-acyltransferase. The record is from RefSeq and is a predicted model, not a curated record. Gene Ontology annotation, biological process: L-arginine biosynthetic process. NCBI's taxonomy places the organism in Eukaryota, Viridiplantae, Chlorophyta, Mamiellophyceae, Mamiellales, Bathycoccaceae. Gene Ontology annotation, molecular function: L-glutamate N-acetyltransferase activity, acting on acetyl-CoA as donor. Bases 1 to 1851 code for a protein of 616 amino acids. The transcript has a single exon. Gene Ontology annotation, cellular component: cytoplasm.
AUGGCCGUCACGCGCGCGCACGUCAGCGCGUACGCCACGUGCGCGUCGUUCACGUCGAUCGAUGCGCGUCUAAAACGCUUCGAGACGCGAAGAAACGGCGUCACGCGUCGUCCGGGACGAUUCCAACUCGCGCAGGAAUCCAACGCCAAGCGCCCGCACGGCGUCGUUCACGUCCCGCGCGACGCGCGAACACGCGCGUCGUCGAUCGAUCGUCCGUCGACAUCGAACGCGACGACCAACGGGUCUCACAUCGACGCCAACGCGCUCGCAUUCGUGGAUUUCUUCCGUCAGGCGUCGCCGUACAUCGCGCUGCACCGCGGGUCGACGUUCGUCGUGUUGAUCCCGGGCGAGACGGCCGCGGAUCCCGAGAGAUUGGGUGGAGUCGUUCGUGACGUCGCGUUAUUACACGAUUUAGGCGUUCGCGUCGUCUUGGUCGUCGGGGCGAGCGAUCAGGUGAGCGAACUGACGCGAGUAAAAGGCGGGUCGGUGACGUUCUUCGACGACUAUCGCGUGACGGACGACGUGGCGAUGGAGAGCGCGAUGGAGGCGAACGGGAGGAAUCAAGUCUUAGUACAAGCGUUGUUGAGUCGAGCGCCGACGGUUUCGAUCGCGAGGAGGCAUAAGGAUGGGGACGGGGAUGGCGACGGCGGCAUAGGGAGCAACGGAGCGAGCGUGGUGGCGACGAGCGGGAAUUACAUCUUCGCAAAGCGUAUGGGCACGGUGAGAGGGACGGAUUUUCAACGUACGGGAGAGGUAACGAGAGUGGACGCGAGAGGGAUUAAGAAGAAACUCGCGCAAGGUGACAUCGUGCUCCUGUCGUCUCUCGGAUUCAACGCCGCCGGGGAGGUUUUGAAUUGUCAGUCGUUCGACGUGGCUCUCGCGACGGCAAUCGAUUUGAAGGCGGACAAGCUCAUUGUCAUGACGGAUCCGUCGCAUAUGCCGUACGAGGGGAGUCACGGAGUGGGCGAGCGCGUACCGAGAUUCCUAUCGCUUCGCUCGGCGGAGCAAUAUUUGGCGAAGACGUACGCGGCAAAGGAAUCAAGCAAGGUAGGCGUGAACGGAUCGUCAAGCUGGCGAUGGUUACAGAUGGACUACAUGAUCGACGGAUCUGACGCAGUGGACGUGAACGCUUCGAUGGAUGUUCGUGCGGAACACAUGUUCGACAACAUGCGAGGCGUGAACGACAGUAUCUCGCGAUUUGAGGCGAUCAUGGAGCGCGACUUGACGUGGCGCGUUCCACAUUGUCCUCAAGAGCUCAGUCUCGCGACGUUCGCGUGCAAGGCGGGUGUGCGUCGAGCGCACUUGGUGGACCCGACGGUUUCGGGAUCACUUCUCGUCGAGCUGUACACGCGCGAUGGUAUCGGUUGCAUGGUCGCUCGGGAUCGAUACGAAGGGAUGCGUCUGGCUUCGAUGGCAGAUUGGGAGAGCAUCAAGCGCAUUCUUGAACCGCUCGUCGCGAACGGCGCCGUGAUCGAGCGAUCCGACGAAGAUCUCAUCGAUGAAGUAAAUAAGGGUUACUUCCACGUCACCGAGCGCGACGGUAAAGUCAUCGCCUGUUGCGCGCUCAAGCCAUGCGGCUCAAACGGAGACGCGCACGAGGUCGCCGCGUUCGCGGUGUUGCCAGAGUACCGACGCGGAGGACGAGGCGACGCCCUGCUCGAGUACGCAGAAAACUACGCCGUAGAGACGCUUGGAGCGUCCAACUUGUUCCUUCUGACCACACGCACGGCGGACUGGUUCGUUCAGCGUGGUUUCGAGAACAAGGGACUGGCGGAAGGUAACGAUGAGCUUCCGCCCGGGAAAACCGUCCAGAGCGGUCGUGGUAGCAUCCUCUUCGUCAAGUAUAUCUAA